Sorex fumeus (smoky shrew) is the source of this 3129-nucleotide messenger RNA. It is a transcript of the gene ADGRG1, whose product is annotated as adhesion G protein-coupled receptor G1. Gene Ontology annotation, biological process: adenylate cyclase-activating G protein-coupled receptor signaling pathway; cell surface receptor signaling pathway. Gene Ontology annotation, molecular function: G protein-coupled receptor activity; heparin binding. The transcript is spliced from 14 exons. Gene Ontology annotation, cellular component: membrane. Bases 106 to 2175 code for a protein of 689 amino acids. The record is from RefSeq and is a predicted model, not a curated record. NCBI's taxonomy places the organism in Eukaryota, Metazoa, Chordata, Mammalia, Eulipotyphla, Soricidae.
CUUCCACGCGCGCUCUGCCCUAGUCCCAGACUUUUGUGUUCUUGCACCCCGGCUACCAAGGAGGGGUUCAGGCAGCGACUGUCCGGGGUGACUUCGGGGAGCAAGAUGGCCGCCGGUGUCCUGUUGGGGUCCACGCUGCUCCUGCUCGUCCUGGGCCAAGCCUGUGCCCCCUCAGGUGCUCAUGCCGGCAGCCCCAGGGAGGACUUCCGCUUUUGUGGCCAGCGGAACCAGACACAGAGAAGCCGCCUGCAGUACGAGCAGACAUCGGAGCUGCUCAUCUCCAUCAACAACUCCGAGGCGGCCCUCAUCAUCGGCGCGCCCUUCCCUGGGCUCCCGCCGGCCUCCUGGGACUUCCCGGAGCCCCGGGGCCUCUACCACUUCUGCCUCUACUGGCACCGCGGGGCCGGGCGACUGCAUCUCCGCUAUGGGAAGAGUGACUUCCCGCUGAGUGACCGGGCGUCCGACCUGCUCUGCUUCAGGCACAGGAAGGAUCCCCAGGUCCAGGGACCCCCGCUGCUCGCCACGUCCGUCAGCUCCUGGUGGAGCCGUGGGAAUACCAGCCUGCCCAGUGUUGCCAGCUUCAACUUCUUCUUCCACAAACCCCCCCAGAACACCUCCCACAAUGCCUCGGUGGACAUGUGUGAGCUGAAACGGGACCUUCAGCAGCUAAGCCAGCUCCUGAGGCAGCCGGGAAGAGGUGGCCGGAGACUCCUGCCCACGCCCAUUGGCCAGCAGCUGCAGGACCUGGAGUCCAAGCUGACCUCGGUCAAGUUCCCUGGGGACUCGGUGUCCUUCGAGGAAGACCGGGUGAACGCCACGGUCUGGAAGCUGGGGCCCGCGGCCAGCCUGGAGGACCUGCACAUCCGCUCCCGGCAGGAGGAGGAACAGAGCGAGAUCCAGGAGUACUCCGUGCGGCUGCCCCGCGCCAUCUUCCAGAAGACCAAAGGCCGGAGCGGGGCGUCUGCCAAGCGGCUGCUGGUGGUGGACUUCAGCAGCCAGGCCCUGUUCCAGGACAAGAAUUCCAGCCAGGUCCUGGGGGAGAAAGUGGUGGGCAUCGUCGUGCAGGACACCAGAGUGGCUAAUCUCUCGGAGCCCGUGGUGCUCACCUUCCAGCACCUGCCUCAGCCGAAGAACAUGACUCUCCAAUGUGUCUUCUGGGUCGAGGACCCGACAUUGAGCAGCCAGGGGAGCUGGAGUGAUGCGGGCUGUGAGACCAUCCGCCGGGAGACGCAGACGUCCUGCCUCUGCACCCACCUGACCUACUUCGCUUUGCUGAUGACCUCCUCCGCGGACGUGGACGCCGUGCACAGGCACUACCUGUCCCUGCUGUCCUACGUGGGCUGCGUGGUCUCCGCCCUGGCCUGCGUCUUCACCAUCGGCACCUACUUCUGCUCCAGGCGCAAGGGGCGAGACUAUACCAUCAAGGUGCAUAUGAACCUCUUGCUGGCCGUGUUUCUGCUGGACGUGAGCUUCCUGCUCAGUGAGCCGGUGGCCCUGGCUGGCUCGGAGGCAGGCUGCCGGGCCAGCGCCAUCUUCCUGCACUUCUCCCUGCUGGCCUGCCUCACCUGGAUGGGCCUCGAGGGCUACAACCUAUACCGGCUGGUGGUGGAGGUCUUCGGCACCUAUGUCCCUGGCUACUUGCUCAAGCUGAGCAUCGUGGGCUGGGGCUUCCCCCUCUCGCUGGUGACCUUGGUGGCACUGGUGGAUGUGAACAACUAUGGCUCCAUCAUCCUGGCCGUGCACAGGGCCCCUGAGAGCGUCUCGUACCCUUCCAUGUGCUGGCUCCGCGACUCGCUGGUGGGCCACAUCACCAACCUGGGGCUCUUCAGCCUGGUGUUCCUGUUCAACACGGCCAUGCUGGGCACCAUGGUGCUGCAGAUCGUGCGGCUGCGUCCCCACGCCCAGAAGUGGCCGCACGUGCUGACGCUGCUGGGCCUCAGCCUGGUCCUGGGCCUGCCCUGGGCCUUGGUCUUCUUCUCCUUCGCUUCCGGCACCUUCCAGCUGGCAGUGCUCUACAUCUUCAGCAUCAUCACCUCCUUCCAAGGCUUCCUCAUCUUCCUCUGGUACUGGUCCAUGCGGCUGCAGGCCCGGGCUGGCUCCUCCUCUCUCAAGAGCAGCUCGGAUAGCGCCAGGCUGCCCAUCAGCUCGGGCAGCACCUCGUCGGGCCGCAUCUAGCCGCCACCUGGACCUCAGCUGACUCCCGCGGGCCUCGGUGGGCCUGGGAUGCCCCGGCUCGGGAGGCCUGAGGCCCUUCUCCUGCCGCUCACUGCCCAGGGCCUGCCCCUCCUCUCCCGCCCCUCACAUAGCCCGGGACCCAGUCCCAGCAAUGCUUUGGGGGUGGAAGAUCCCAGGGGCCUCCUGGGGCCUGCUGGUACCCUCCGGGUGGGCCUGUGCCUGCCCCUGACUCAGGAGGGCAAGGCCAGCUGUUCCUAAACUGCGCCCCCGUCUCACUGCUCAGAGCCCCCCACCCCGGGGGCUGGCCUUUCCGGACACUCUCCCACAGCAGGAACUGUCAAGGGAGCACCCUCACUGCAGCACUGCACCGCCAGACAGAGGCCUCGGGGUGCACCUCUCCCCCGCCUCCCAGCCACAGCUCAUCACAAUUCAUUCUCUUGGACACAAAUUGGGACCAACAGACCUGGUCACUCCCCCUUGGGAUCACUCAGUCUGACACUCGAGACGUGUCGAAGACAAAACUCCAGAAGCUUCAGGAACCCUUAUUCCUAACCGGGAAUCCAGGAGGACUUCUUGUAGGAGAUGGCAUUUGAUCUGGAUCUCCGCCUUAAAAAUGGGUGGGAUUUUCUUCCUGUCUUUUUUUUUUAAAGGGAUUUCAUUUUUUAUUGCCAGUUUGUGCAUCUUUUGAUAUUAAAAAGUACGUGUUUACGAUAGAGAAUGUGGAACCUGUAGAAGAGUGUAAAGAAGAACAUAAUUAAAAAAAAUCAGUAGCUGUUUUCAAAUCAAGUAGCUGUAACAAGUCAAGGUAAAUGUUUUGGGGUCUUUGCCUCUGAGAUGUUUUUAAGAUGUUCUAUGGACGGGAAACCCCGGGGACUCUCAGGAACCAUGAACAACAGAAGAGUCCUUGGCUGAGAAGCUGCGUCUCUGGAGACUGCAGUGAGGGGAAGGGAAGAC